CCCCUCUUUUCCUCUUUGGUCAAAAAAAAAAAACACUCUUUUCCUCUCUCUGAAGCGCACAUUGCAAUUUUGCAUAGUUUCAAUCUCCACUGAAACAUAGCUAUGAAUUUGAGAAAUGGUUGUUCCUUAUUGCUAAAACCACGCAAAUCUCCAACCCCAUUUGUUCUUGCCACAAACCCAAAUCCUGAAAAAGCCAACAGCCUUAACGUUUGUCCUGUUUCAGAAUCCCAUGUUGUUAAAGUGUUGAGACAAGAACAUGAUAUUGUUUCAUCACUUGAAUACUUCAAAUCUUUGUCAAAUUCAGGUACUUUCAAACACACCCAUUUAACAUACGAAACUAUGAUUGAUAAGCUUGGUAGAAACAAUGAAAUGGAUGGUGUUUCGUAUCUUUUACAACAAAUGAAGUUAGAAAAUGUACCAUGUUCUCAAGAGUUGUUUCAGUUUGUUAUCAAGUGUUAUAGGAGAUCAAAUUUAGGUGAACAAGGUUUGAAAAUGUUUUAUAGGAUUAGAGAAUUUGGUUGUGAACCUAGUGUUAAGAUUUAUAAUCUUGUUUUGGAUGCUUUGCUUAGUCAAAACUUGUUUAAGAUGAUUAAUGCGCUUUAUAAUAACAUGAAAAGUGAAGGGUUGGAGCCGAAUGUGUUUACAUAUAAUGUUCUUCUUAAGGCUCUUUGUCAAAACGGGAAGGUUGAUGGUGCAUGUAAGUUGCUUGUUGAAAUGUCGAAUAAGGGUUGUGAUCCGGAUGAUGUUAGUUAUACUACCGUGAUCUCUUCUAUGUGUAAAUUGGGGGAUGUGGAUAAAGCGAGAGAGUUGGCGAUGAAAUUUGAACCUGUUGUGCCGGUUUAUAAUGCUUUGAUUCAUGGAGUGUGUAAAGAGUGUAGGUUUAAGGAGGCGUUUGAUUUGAUGAAUGAGAUGGUGGAUAGAGGUGUUGAUCCGAAUGUUAUUAGUUACUCGACUGUUAUUAGUUGUCUUUCUGAUAUGGGGAAUGUUGAAUUGUCGCUUGCAGUUUUCGGCCGAAUGUUUGUGAGAGGAUGCAGACCUAAUGUUCAGACAUUUACUUCUUUGAUAAAAGGUUUUUUCGUGCGAGGGAGAGUAGGUGAUGCUGUUGGUUUGUGGAAUCUCAUGAUCCGAGAGGGAGUUAGUCCAAAUGUCGUCGCAUACAACACUCUCAUACAUGGUCUUUGCUCCGAUGGGAAUAUGGAUGAAGCAAUAUCUGUAUGGAAUCAGAUGGAGAAAGAUUCUAUUCGUCCGAACGUGACCACAUAUAGCACUAUCAUAUAUGGUUUUGCAAAAUCGGGGGAUUUGGUUAGUGCUUGUGAAACAUGGAACAAGAUGAUAAAUUGUGGUUGCCGUCCAAAUGUUGUGGUGUACACCUGCAUGGUGGAUGUCCUUUGUCAGAUGUCUAUGUUCGAUCAAGCUUUUGAUCUUAUUGAUAAUAUGAUUUCUGAUGGUUGUCCUCCAACUGUUAUUACAUUCAACAACUUUAUCAAGGGUUUAUGUCGUGCCGGAAGAGUAGAAUGGGCGAUGAAUGUGCUUGAUCAGAUGGAGAAAUAUGAAUGUUUACCUAAUAUCAGAACGUAUAAUGAAUUAUUGGAUGGUCUCUUUCGGGCGAAUGCAUUCAGAGAGGCUUGUGGACUUAUAAGGGAGUUGGAAGAAAGGAAAGUGGAGUUUGAUUGUGUCACUUACAACACUAUCAUGUAUGGUUUUUCUUUUAAUGGAAUGCAUCAACAGGUUUUGCAGCUUUUGGGGAAAAUGUUGGUAAAUGGAAUAAAGCUGGAUACCAUUACGGUUAAUACAACUGUUAAUGCAUAUUGUAAGUUGGGUAAGGUUAAAACUGCUAUCAAGGUUUUGGAUAAUAUCUCUGCUGAGAAGGAAUUUCGUGCAGACAUAAUAACACAUACCAUUAUUUUGUGGGGUAUCUGUAACUGGUUAGGCACUGAAGAGGCUGUUGUGUAUCUUCAUGAAAUGUUGAAGAGAGGAAUCUUUCCCAAUAUUGCCACUUGGAAUGUGUUGGUUCGAGGGUUCUUUAGUAAGUUGGGUCAUAUGGGACCAAUCCGCAUUUUGGAUGAUAUUAUUGGGAGCUCAAUAAUGUAGUGUGCAAUUUUCAGAAAUUGAUUCCUAGCAGUCAAAAAGUGGCGGUAGUGUGGGGAGAUCUUGACUGCUGAUAAUAUUGUGAUGUUUAAAACUGAUUUGUCAAAUUAUGAUGUGGGCCGUUUGAUCUUGCACGAGUGGUGGUGAUUCACCCAGCUGCAUGAAUGCAAUGGUCCAGUGGAUCGAAACUGCAGAAAGUCCAGGUACACAAUUUCCAGAUUCGUCUAUGGUAGACUUUUGGCCUUCAAGUAUGGCAAUUUUCAACAGUAUGUAAGAGAUUACCACAUUACAAACGUGUAUUUUGGAGCAGUGAAAGUGUGGAGAAUAAAUGCAGUAAGGGGGUGGAAUCUCUGGUAGAUUUACAGAAUUCAAUUUUGGUUCUCUCCACAUGUGACAUGGAAAAUAAUGGAUAUAAUGUUAGCAUGAUUUGCUCAUGUAAUUUUGUAUUUUUAAGUGUACCAUAGUUUUUUAAAUUAAAAUCACUCGUCUCUACUCCGCUUCUCUCCGCUCUUUCGACCAAACAGAUCCUAAGCUUUAUGAUUGUCACUAUCAGUGUUGUUAAAUAGAGGCUAUAGCGGCAUUUGAACAAAUCUCUAUUUCUCCCCGAUCGGCUAUUUAUUACAGGGUAUUGUUAAAUAGUGGCGUUAUAGCACUGCUGCAUCGCAGAAUUUGAACGAACCACUAUUUGCUGCGAUUCGCGAUUGACAACAGUGGUUAGUAUUAAAUUGAAGGAAAUAAUAUUGGGGUCAAGAUUUUUAACUUUGUAUUGAUUGAAUUGAAAUAAAUUACUUUUAUUUAUUUAACUUUGUAUGGUGAAUACAUUUCAGAAAGUAAAUUACUUAAGGUUGCUAAGUUUAAUUCUUAACUAUCUGUCACACUGUCUAGUAUUUCCUAUUUAGCCACACUUCUUUUGACUGGAAGGUGAUGUUAUAGGAAAAGAAAGAAAAAGACUGACAGGGAAUCAGCUAAAAGAUCAAGGAUAAAGAAACAGCAAGAAUGUGAAAAGAUAGACACUCUUAAGGAUGAAAAUUCCGUCCUAACACAAAGGCUCGUUAAGCUUUCUGAGGAAUAUCUGGAGACUGGAACUCAUCAAGGAAAACGAUUCCAUUCAGAUUAUUCUAAGGUAAGACUAUUUGCCUUCAAGCACGGCAAUCGUUUAACAAAUUACCACAUUACAAAUAUGUAUUUGGGAGCAGUGAAAUUGUGGAGAAUGAAUGCAGUAAGGUGGUGGUAUCUCUGGUCGAAUUACAUAAUUCAAUUUUGGUUCUCUCCAAAUGUGACAUGGAAAAUAAUGAAGUUAAUGUUGGUAUGCAUGUCUCAUGCAAUUUUUUAUUUCUAACUGUACCAUAGUUUGUUAAAUUACCACAUAAGCUUUAUGAUCUUCAGGAAGCAUCAAUAUGAUUAGUAUAAAUGGCUUCUUUUUUCUGAUGAAAGAAUUCAAUUCUAAAAACAAAGCAUGUUGUAUACAGUAUGAACAGAAAAGUGACCGCUAUGCCUGUGAUUGAUUUUGCCAAUUGCAACAUAGGACAGGUCGUGGAUGCAUAUGUACACCUAUCUAUUCAUCAAA
Messenger RNA from Medicago truncatula (barrel medic), 3655 nucleotides. RefSeq names its product pentatricopeptide repeat-containing protein At3g48810. The transcript has 3 exons. Bases 103 to 2091 code for a protein of 662 amino acids. The record is from RefSeq and is a predicted model, not a curated record. Gene Ontology annotation, molecular function: protein binding; mRNA binding. NCBI's taxonomy places the organism in Eukaryota, Viridiplantae, Streptophyta, Magnoliopsida, Fabales, Fabaceae.